This is a messenger RNA of Choloepus didactylus (southern two-toed sloth), 6127 nucleotides long. Its product is annotated as formin-like protein 20. The record is from RefSeq and is a predicted model, not a curated record. Bases 3900 to 4745 code for a protein of 281 amino acids. Lineage: Eukaryota; Metazoa; Chordata; Mammalia; Pilosa; Megalonychidae. The transcript is spliced from 3 exons.
CUUACACCCCUGGGCUCAUCUCCUCCCACCUCCCCACGCCCCCGGGGCCAGCACAGGUGGGCACAGCAGAGCCCGACGUUUGCCAGCCCCCUGCCACCUGCCCCUGCCCUGGCACACGCGUCCGCCCAGGGCCCAGCGCAGAUUCGAGUCAGUCUGGACGGUGCCUGGCCCCUCGCCCUCCUCUGCCCCACACUCCCCCCUCAACAGGUGGCAGGGGUCAAAGGUGCAGGGCCGAGGGGGCACCUGAGGAGGACAGCAGCCAGUGGCAGGGACCCGGGUGUCGGCAGCCACCUUCUGUCCCUCGCUUCCCCUUUGCCCCUUUCUCAGGUGAGGCUGAGACCCGGAGGGCUGGGGCUGGUGGUCACCUGGAAGGCCUGGGGCUGGUCCCCAGCACCCUCCUUCCUGCCCCCACUGCCCUAGCACCCCCCCCACUUUCCCCAGCACCUCCUUCCUGGCCCCACUGCCCCCAGCACUCCUCCACUUUCCCCAGACCCUCCUUCCCUGCCCUCAUCACUGCCCCCUGCCCUGCACUUCCUUGUCUGUCUCUAGGUGGCCAUGGGCUCUUGGUCUUGCUCGGGGUGGUAGAGAGAAGGGCCUGGAGAGCUCGGCCUCCCCUGAGGGCUACUUGCUGGCCACCGCGCCAGAGCCUCCUCAGGCCUAGGGGGUCUUGCUGGGACCGGGCUUGGGGUGGGAGGUGGGGUGCUGGCACCUGAGGGCACUGCCCCAGCGCGCUUCUUCCUAGCCCAGGGUGCCCACAGGGCUGGGCCUGGGCCUCUCGGAGCCCUCACUGCUGGAGCUGGGGGCUCCGGGGCGGCCACAGACCCCUCGAAGGACCUUCUCGGAGGCCUUCGAUUCAGGACCCGCACCCCUUCUCACCCCCCGGCCCACCCCCAGGCCCGGCUCUCUGCGGUUCCCUGACUGUCCGUCCACCCACACCCCUCAGAACGCUCCCAGGGCACACGGACAGCCUCCAUGCUGCAGCUCUGUGCCCACCUGUGCCCACCGACCUGUGCCCACUGACCUGUGCCCACCUGUGCCUGCUGACCCGAUGCCACCCUGGUCCCCUCCCGCAGCCCUGGCUGGGGUUCUCCCUCCGAGGCCUCGCCCCUCUCCCUGGAAUGCAGCUGCUGGCUGUGCCCUGCGCCCCUUCCCUGCCUUGUGCUGCCCACCCAUGUCCUGUGCUGGACCCUGAGAGCCCAGAGAGGGGGCUGGGCUCCGGUCCCACAGCAGGGCCGUGGCAGCCAGUCCCCGUGGCUCCUUCCAGCCUCUCCGUCACCCCCCUGAGCCCUGCUUUCCUAACUGGGACGGGGGUCCUGGUCUUGCCUUGUGGGUGCCAGUGGGUGGAGGAUCCCUGCGAGGCUGCCUGGAAGGUGGGGGCCACGUGUGGGGCAAGAUGAAGGGGGGCACCCCGGGGAGGCCAGUGGAGCUGCUGGGAGCAAGGCGCUGCUGGACCCCCUGUGCUCAGAGCCUUGUAUCUCACCCCAGGGGAAUGGGCACCCCAUGUCCCCUCAGCGUGAGGUCUUGACCUUCCUUCCUGAUGCCAUCCUGGACCCCCCAGCCCUGUGUGCAGCUGGCUCCCUCACUGUGUCCUGGGGUUAGGGGGUGACCCCCACUCCCCACCCCCCCAGAGGCCUGCCCCACCUGGCUGUGCCCCAGCCUCUCCUGCAGCCCUCCUUGCUCUCCCUGCCCUGGUCCCGCAGCCCCCAGCACCCCCGUGGGACCCCUCGGGGCUGCUUUUCCCUCCUGCCAGCCCCUCCCUCAAAGCCUCCACCCGAGAGGCUGGUCCCAGGCACCCCGGCUUCCGGCAGCUCUCUGGAACUCUAGAGUAUUCCAGUCUGAAAGGACCUCGGCAGCACCACCCCCCAGGCGCCCCUCCCAGCACACACCGAGUCCCCAGGAGUGAGAGGCUGGUGUCUGGGGGCAAGAAGAGGCUUCGGGGCCUUGAAGCUGAGCAGAGCUGCUGGCCCAGACGCCCCCAGGCCUCCUCGGAGGGUGUCGCCCCCAAAGUUGGGGGGCCUGGAGCUGCUGCCUCUGCACCCACAAUGAGAUGCUGUGGCUUUCACCACCGUCCCGCCACCUCUGCCUGCGAGCCGGGAGUCAUGGGCGUCCCUGGGGAGGAAACUGAGGCCCAGAGAGCCCCAGGGGAGCUGAACUGGGGCUGCCAGGUCGGGUCCGCCCCUGCCGCGGGGGUCCCAGGGGAAGCCUGGGGGCUGAUGGUGGGCAUGGCCCUGUGCUGAGAGCCUCGUGCGGGGUGGGCGGCCUCAGGGAGAGCAGUGUCCAGAGGCAGAGUGGGCGGUGGGCUGUGCCCGGCAGCUGCCACCCCCAGCCCGCUCGGUGCCAGGGAGGGCUCCAGCUGGAGUCCCUGCCCAGACGGAUGCCGUGGAGGGCAGCUCUGCACUCACCCAGGGGGAAGGGAAUUCAGGAGAGCCACCUGGGGAGAUGCCCCGGAGAGAGGGAAGUCGUGGUGUCCUGGGGCCGGCCACCAGGGACUCAGAGACUUGGGGGCAAGGGGGACCUGGGCAGACAGGGGUGGCCGCCUGUGCAGAGGUGAAGGCCGGCGGGGGCACAGACGCCAGAGAGAGUGAGCCCCAGGAUGCACUGGAACCCCACGGAGCACAUGGGGACCCCAUGGGGUGAGCAGGAACCCCAUGGGGCAGGCACAAACCCCACAGAGCACAUGGGAACUCCACAGGCCUCGUGGGAACCCCACAGGGCUCACAGGAACCCCACGGAGUGAGCAGGAACCCCACGGGGCUGGGGAGCUCAGAGCAGACCCCUCCCUGCUCACAGUGCCCCCCCCACCACACCACCUGAGGGCCUCGGUGGCUAAUACAACCUUCCCCAGGGGUCUCCGCUAGGUGAGGGGGCUGGGGGGCCUGUCCCCAUCCAGGUCUUGGCACAGCCCGGCCCACGGGAGGGACAGGUCAGCCCGGGUGACCGUGAGGCCGUGCAGGAGCUGAGUCCCACGGGGCCAUGGCCGGGCAGUGGGAAGGACGGAGGUGCGGUCAGGCGGGCGUGUCUUCAGGUGGGCGGGUGCCCCCAGCCACUCCCCGGGGAGACAGGAGAGGCCCGCGGGUCACGCCGGCCCUGCCUCUCUGGAAGCUUGGCUGAGGAGCCUCUCCCCACCCCUGGCUCCCAAACUCCCCACCCCACCCAGCGGCUCUCCUCACCCCCCACUGACCUCGCGGAGAGUGGUCAGUCCCCACCAUGGUGCCCAGCACCCCCGUGUGCAGCAGACCCCGAUGUCCCCACAAGGCCAAUGCCGGCACAGUGGCCGGAAUCCAGCCUGGCCCUCGGGCUCCACGGUGCCUCAAGGCCAUCGCCAUCCCUGUCAGUGCCACCGGCAGCCCCGACGCCCUUCCAACGCCGUGAUGCUCAGGGUGUCCCUCUGCGGCUGGGCUGGCUGACCCUCAGGCUGUCCUGCACACGCUGUCCUCGGGGCGCUUGUGGCCCCUUCCUCUCCUGCCCCCUCCCUGCCUGCCUGUGAGAGGCCCUGGACGGCAGUGCCCUCUCCCGGCCCCUGGGCCUGCAUAUGGCCGGACGAGUUCAGCGAACAUGUUACGCCUCUGUGAUCAGAAGGAGACCCUGCCGCAGCCAAGCGUCGCUCCCCGGCGCCUGUGACCCUCCUCACUGUGCCCCUGGCUCAGGCCUCCCAGUCCAGGAAUGAGCCCCCGGGGGCCCAGGUGGCAGCCCCGAGGGAGGCUCCCUGCUGGCAGAGGUGUCAGUCCCAGGAGGCUCAGAGCUGAGGUGCUAAUGGAUGGUAAUGGACCGAGGUGUGGCCCUGAGAGGGACAGAUUUGCAUUUUCAGGGGAACUUGCUUCUGCCUCAGAGCUGUCCGGGUCCACUAAGAACUGCAGAGCUGCGGACCCACUCCCCAGGACGCAGCACCCAUCCCCCAAAUGACCUCCCAGGCCGCAGCACCCCAGCCCCUCACCCCCACUGAGCUCCAGGACCCAAUCCCGCCCCCCACGCCAACGCCCACCCAGCACCCAGCAUCCGUGCACCCACAGGCCUCUGCGUGGUUUGGGGCUGGGGAUCCCGCCCCCCCCACUGCUCCUGUCUUCUCAGUCUCCCGUCCCUGCACGCCCCCUGCAUCCCACUCCUCUGGGGAAGCCGAGGUCUUGGCAGAGAGCUCCCAGAGGACCCCCGAGGACCCCCCGAGGUCCUGCUGUCCUUCCGGCGCACCUCGGGGCCUGCUCCGCCUCCUCUCCAGGUGCCACCAGUGGAGCAUUCCUCUGCAGGGCGGGGGGCUGCCCCUGCCCCUGCCCAGGACGCCCUCUCGCUGCCCGGCCCCUGCCUCCCUGCGCCCUCCUCCUGUCCCUCUUUCCCGGGUCUGCAGCCGCCCCGACUGGAAACAAAGCACCUUCUUUCAAGCUCACCCCGCGCCCAGCCCCUGCCUGGAUUCCCGGAAGCUCUGUCCUCUCUCCUCGCCCAUCCGCCCACCUCAACCAGGGCGGCCUCCGGCCCAGGGCCCCCUCUCAGCCGACGGCUCGCUCCUUCCUCCUCCAAACUCGUUCCUCGGUGGCUCCCAGGACCCAGGGCGCCCUCCGUUUUCCCAAGGGGGCCCCUGCUCGGGCCCUUCCUGGGUGGUCCCCUUUGUCCUCCUUCCUUCCAGACCCAGGGUGCCCGGGCACGGUCCUCGCCGCGUGGCGCCCUCUCCCCUCACUCGCUGGGUGGCCCCUGUCCGUCUCCAUCCAGUCAACAGAUGCCCACGGACGCCUCCCAAAUGUCCACGUCCAGCCUGACCAGCUCCCCCUCCAGACUCGGUGUCCUGCCACCCACCCGCCACUCGGCACUGACCGUCUGUGCCCCAGGUCCCCACCUGCUCCUGCUGUCCUCCCCGUCCCGCGGAGGGCACCUCCGUCUUCCCACGGCUCCGGCCCGGCCCGUCGAGCAAGCGUGGUUUCUCUUCCUCACCCCCCACGCAGUCUGACGGCAGAGCCCGUGGGUGUCACCUUCCUCCACCCCUGCUGCUCCCCGGGCUGCAGAAACGCCCCUGCCACUGGCACCCUCUGCCCCGUCCCUCCAGCUGCCCGGGCCUCGUUCCCCCAGGUGCUCACUCAGCCCACGCCCUCUCACCUGCGCGUGCUUACUCAGGUGUCACCCACCCCUCAGAGGCACGGCCACACACACGCACACACUACCACACUACCUCCCUCUUCCUGGCACUCAGCACCUUCUGACAUACUGUUUACUGAAUUCUUUAUCUUGUUAUUGUUUAUUGCCCUCCACUAGAACAAAAGCUCCAUGAGGAAGGGGUUUGUGUCUGUUCUAGAACUUUCUGUGCCCCAGCCCUGAACGAUGGACGACUGGCUGGCUGGACUGACGAAUGGGUGGAUGGACGGACGGAUAGACAGAUGGAUGGAUGGAUGGACUGAUGGAUGGACGGAUGGAUAGAAGUGUGGGUAGAUGGGUAGAUGGAUGGACAGACAGAUGGGUAGACGAUAGGUGGAUGGUUAGAUACGUUUUAUGUUUUGGGGGCUCUGUGGAAGAUUUGACUUUUAAAAGGAGGUCUCUGCCAUGUUAUUUUUGUGCAUCUCUUCAAUCCAAAUGCCCUCUGAGAGCGAGCGCUCCUAUGUCCCUAUUUUUUCAAAGGUGAAACUGAGGCUCAGGGAAGCCCUGUCCUUGGCCGAGGUUGCUCACAUUGCGUGUGGCAGAGCUGGGGUUUGCGCCCAGGCUGCUGGGCCCUGGCGUGUGCCCUGCCUCUGGGUGAAGAUAAAGGAGCCACCAGGCUCGCCCCCCAAGGUGGAGGGGUCAGCGUCCUGCGUCCUGUGCUGGGCGAGGUUGAUGGGUGUGGACGUGAGUCCCCGCAGUCCACCCACAGCCUGUGGUGGGCACUGGGCCCCUGGCCCGGGCUGCCUUCCCCGCGGGGUCUCCCCUGCUGGGCCUGGCGCUGGUGUGCGCGCGUCACCUGACACAGGUGCAGCCAGCGCUGGCUGCUCUGUUGCCAUGGCUACCGCAGGCCCAGGAGGAGGAGGAUGGAGACGCAGCCUUGGUCCUGGAAGGUGAUCAGGGCCCACGCGGAGCCCCCGGCCCAGUGCAGCCCACCCCGCCGCCGCGGUUGGCAUGGCACAGCCCUGAUGCAGGCCGCAAGUAAUCUGGUUACUAUCAAAGUAGAAAUAAAGAA